AUGGUUCUUGCUUUGAGGUGGAAGAUAGGCCUUGGUGUUUUAGCCGCCUACUCUGGUUACACCACCUACAUCUAUGUGAGGGCUCAGCAGGAGAUUCGCAGACGUCAGGAAGCAAAAGCCAAACAACUGGAGGCCGGGCACGACGAUUGCGAUAACUGUCAAUAUGACACAUUGCUCGUGAACGGGCGGUUUGAGAACCCGUUCCCGGAGUACAGACCGCAGACUCUGUUUGAGUUUUUCGCUAUGCGGAUUCUCGAUCUGUGUGAGUUUGGCAGGCGUGGUGGACUGCCGUCCACGAAGGACGAGCUGCGAUCUAGCUUGCCAAUUGUGAAGCCAGACGCAGAGCUUUUGGAAGCCACGGCGAACGGCAGAGUUACGCAGCAUGAGGACAAGCUCCCACCUCUUUCAGAUCGGCUUACGUUUACGUGGUUUGGCCAGUCUUGUUCCCUGUUGCAGGUCGGCAAUGUAUCGUUUCUUACUGAUCCGUUAUUUGAAAAUCAUCUAGUCAAUAAGCUGUUUGGCCCCAAGCGAAUUGCACCCGCUGCGAUGUCUCUGGACGAGCUGAUGGAGACGGUGGCCAUUCCAGAGUUUGUUCUUGUCUCGCACGACCACCCCGACCAUUUGGAGGUGGAAUCGGUGAGGAAGAUCGGCAACAAGUCGAUAUGGGUUGUUCCUGUCGGCGUGCGACAUUUCCUGGCCAAACACGGAGUCUCCAAUGUGAUAGAGAUGAACUGGUGGGACCGGAUUUCGCUGGAGACGAACACGCCUGAUAAAUACGAGAUUGUUUGCGUUCCUGCCAUGCACUGGUCGGGAAGACAGCUGAUAGACACUAAUAAAACGCUCUGGUGCUCAUUCCUGAUCCUGCGAAACGAUAAGUCGAUUGCGUUCCACUGUGGCGAUACAGGCUACUCGCCAGACCUGUUCCAGCUUAUCGGACGGAAAUACGGUCCUGUGAAGUUUGCUGCCCUGCCCAUUGGUCAAUAUUGUCCGCAGUGGCACCAGCGGCCCCGACACAUCAGUCCAGUGGAGGCGAUCCGGAUCGCUAACGAUAUGAGCAUCGAGAAGAUGGUGGGCGUGCACUGGGGAACAUUUAUCUUGAGCUCCGAACAGUACAUGGAGCCGAAACAGAAGCUGGAGGAGCUGGCCCGGAUACAGGGCCGCACCAAAAGUAUACUGGUGCCUGAGCACGGACAGACAAUGAUUUUCGACACUUCCAGUAUCGACCUGCUGAACGAGAAGGACCCGAUCGAGGUGCACGAUAGCAAGGUAUAUAAAUAG
Messenger RNA from Ogataea angusta, 1278 nucleotides. RefSeq lists its product as uncharacterized. Bases 1 to 1278 code for a protein of 425 amino acids. Gene Ontology annotation, biological process: N-acylphosphatidylethanolamine metabolic process; N-acylethanolamine metabolic process. Gene Ontology annotation, molecular function: zinc ion binding; N-acylphosphatidylethanolamine-specific phospholipase D activity. Lineage: Eukaryota; Fungi; Ascomycota; Pichiomycetes; Pichiales; Pichiaceae. The transcript has a single exon. Gene Ontology annotation, cellular component: cytoplasm; membrane-bounded organelle. The record is from RefSeq and is a predicted model, not a curated record.